Molecule: messenger RNA, 3001 nt
Organism: Plectropomus leopardus (leopard coralgrouper)
Lineage: Eukaryota; Metazoa; Chordata; Actinopteri; Perciformes; Serranidae
Source: RefSeq, a predicted model, not a curated record
AUGAGCGCCGACGUUCAGACGUGUUGCUGCUGUAAGAAGAAGGGCGCGUGUGUCGGCUGUAACGUCAGAAGCUGCAGGAAGAUGUUUCACUUCCCGUGCGGCAGGAAACACGGGUUCAUCUCUCAGUUUUCGGGACUCUUCCCGUCAUACUGUCCGGACCACAGUCCCUCUCAGUCUCUGUGUGUGAGUUCAGACCUCAGUCUGCCUCAGUCCUGCUCCGUCUGUUUGGACUCCAUCGAUCCCGUCCUCAGCUACUCUGUCCUCAAAUGUCCGUCCUGCCACGCCAGCUGGUUCCACAGGGACUGCGUGCAGCGUCAGGCCCACAGCGCCGGCCUCUUCUUCUUCAGAUGCACUCUGUGUAACAACAAGGACGGCUUUCAGGAGGAGAUGCUGCGGAUGGGAAUCUACAUCCCAGAGAGAGAUGCAUCAUGGGAGUUGGAGGCCAACGCGUAUUCGGAGCUGUUGGAGGUUUACACACGCUGCGACGCUCUCGCCUGCCUCUGCAACGACGGGCGAACGCACUCCGCCAAGAGCGGCUGGUUCGAGGUGAUUCGCUGCCGGCUGUGCGGCUCCACAGGGACUCACCGGAAAUGUUCAGGGCUGAAGGUGGACACCAGCGACUGGGCCUGCUGCGACUGCACGCAGGCCACUGACGGGAAAGCCUCGCUGGUUACGUCCCCUCAGGGAGGACAGAGGAGGAGUCUGCUGUCCAAACGCCGCCUGUCUCCCAUCGUCUCCUCCAUCAGCUGUAAAAGACCGGUGUCCUGUGGUGGAUCUGGAUCCCCUGAGGAGAUCCUGCAGGCCCUUGGCCCUCAGCUGCGGCCCCUGAGCGUGCAGGUGGAGGUGGACGGGGAUCAGGCUCUGAGUGCAGGUCUGGAUCUGGUCCGGAGGGCCGACUUCGACCCGACCUGCUCUCUGUCCGUCAGGUUCAAAGACGACCAGCAGACUACAUUUCCCAGCAGCCUCCAGGGCAGCGACACAGCCAGGCAGUACUUCCUGAAGCUGCUGGUGCAGCAGAUCCAGGACUCGGUGGUUUUUGAGGGUCCGGAUGGAUCCAAAAACAUGGCGCUGGACUCCCAGGCUCUGAGAGACGACCUGUACUUUGACGUGGGCUGCCUGCUCGCUCUCUCCCUGGUCCACGGCGGUCCUCCUGUCGGCUUCUUCUCUCGUGCUCUCUAUCAGUGUCUGUUCAACUACCCGCCCAACCGCCCGCUCGCCGUCACACACAUGACCCCCGACACACACCUGACCCGCAGAGUCAGCAGGAUCGCAGAGGCCGAGUCUUUAGACGACCUGAAACGAGUCGUGGCGGAGAGCCGGGAGUACCUGGAGCUGGCCGGCUGUGACCGACCAAUCAGCGGCCUGGAGGAGCGAGAGGCUCUGGUGGAGGAUCUGGUCAGCUUCACCAUGAUCACCAGGAUGCAGCUGCCACUGCAGAGGUUUCGGGAGGGUCUGCAGACGUUGGGCGUCUUUGAUCAGGUGCAGCUCUUCCCGUCGAUGUUCUGCAGCGUUUUCUGCGAAGCGGCCAAUCGGCUUUCGGCUCAGACGGUCGCACAGAUCUUCACCGUUAACUUUUCCGAGCAGGAAGACAGACUGAGCAAAGAGACGCCCGUCGUCAGCUUCUGGAGACACUUCCUGCUGGAGUGUGAAGUCGGGAGGAGCUCCAUCUCCCUGCAGGACCUUCUUCGUUUCUCCACAGGAGCCGAGGAGCUCCCGGCCGUCAGCCUCCUCCCGGCUCCCUCCGUCUCCUUCCUCCACCCCGAGGAGGCGGGAGGAGGAGAGCGGGAGGCAGCCAGUGCGAGGAGGGACGAGGGGCUCUUCCCUCAGAGUGUGCCCGCCUCCAAACACCUCCUCCUGCCCGUCUGCUCCUCAUACCGGGCCUUCAAAAGCUCCAUGGAGCAGGCCGUCAGCCACCGCGUGCACCUCCUCCCCUCAGGAAGCUAGAGGAGGAGGAGGAGGAGGAGUACCUUAGUUUAGAAAUUGUUGCUCUGCCUGUCGAUCUUCUCCUCUCGUGCAGCACAAACACAAAGCUUGUUUCAGAAAUCCUCACGUUGGGCGAGGAUUAGGGCGGGAGGAAGACUUUUUUCAUCAUGCACGUCGAGGAAAAAGUCGAUAUGUCGAGAUUAAAAUCGAAAAUGUCGAGAAUAAAGUCAAAUGUUGAGAAUAAUAUUGAAAUACAAUGUCAAGAAAAAGUCCAAAUGUCGAGAAUAGUGUUGAAAUACAAUGUCGAGAGAAAAGUCAAAAUGUCGAGUUCAAAAUUCAAAAUGUCGAGAAAAAAGUCAGAAUGUCGAGAACAUUGUAUUUCAACGUGAUUCUCCACAUUUCGACUUAAUUCUCGACCUGCGUGAUGAAAAAAAAAAUCUGAAAAUAUUCCUCUCGUCUCUCCUGCGUGGCUCAGAUCCUCUUCACUACUCAGAAGGUCGACUUUACUCUCAAAUUUUUAUUUCAACUUUAUUCUCGACAUUUCAACUUAAUUCUGGACGUGCAUGAUGGAAGAAAUCUUCCUCCUGGUCGUCCUCCGUUUCCUCGCUCAUGAAGCUGAAAAGACGAAUGUUUUCGUGUCUUCUCAAAGCAACAAACCAAAACUCUUUUUUUCUGCUCGUCUUCAAACGGCUCAGACGUGAUCAGAAUGAAAAUUUCCUCACGUCAUUUUUUUGUUGGUCGCUUGUUUUCUAGUUUUAAAAUGAUGGUGCUGAUGUGUUUUUAUGACUUUUCGAGCUGCUUUUAAAUCAGUUUUGUUUUUAUUGUAAAUAUUUUGUGCUUUUCUAAGCGUUUCGUGAAGCUUGUUCUUGAUGAGAUUUUUUUGCACUUGUUUGUUAUGGGGGUUUUUUUUUCUGGAAAAUGCUGCCUCCUGAUUGGCCCAAAUGCAUCAUUUGAUGGAUUUCUCAUCUCGUCAUCAGAGUUCAGAUGUCACCUCCGAACCAGAGCAGUUAUGUAAAAAAAAAACAACUUAAAAUUACAGCAACCCUACAUUUGAACCAUAAAACUGCCUGAAUUAUCA